Marchantia polymorpha subsp. ruderalis is the source of this 2209-nucleotide messenger RNA. The record is from the annotation of a GenBank genome assembly. Lineage: Eukaryota; Viridiplantae; Streptophyta; Marchantiopsida; Marchantiales; Marchantiaceae.
GGGCGCCUGGCUUUUUUAUCACCCGGAGCUCUGGGCGCCCUUUGUAUACGACUUCGUUCGCCCGCUGCCGCGCCGAAGACGUUGAAGCGAGAGAGAGAAAGAGAGAGAGAGAGAGAGAUAGCGCCGUGUUGUCUUCCGCAGCGCAUCAGAAGCGGAGGGUGCAGGGAAUGAGUGGGGGAUUGCGGAGAGAGCUGCAGCAGCACUGCGAGGAGUGCCGGGGGGCUGCGAGUAUCUAGGUUGAGGAGAGCAGGCAGGCUUUUGUGAUCCAUAGGCUCGUAGUCCUUUCGCAUGUAGAGGGCAAGAUCUGGAGGUGUUUUUUUUUUUUUUUUCCUUUUUCGCGCGCCUUUAUUCGAGGUUUUCUUUUCCCUCGGUUUGUCGAGGACGCCCUUUUGCAGCGCAGUCUUGUCGUUUGGUCGUGCGGGGUCGACUCCGGUGUUUUAGAGCUUAAUCUCGAUCGCUUACACGACGUAUUUAUGUUACUGUGGAAACUUGUGUUUAGAGGUUUUCCCUCGUUGUUCUAAAGCCGAAGUUGCUUUUUUUUCGCGGAGCCACUGUGGUGGAGUUUCUUCGGCACUGUUCUUGUUUUUUAGCGCGCGCCUCUGUGUGAUUGCUUUGCGUAGUCCGGUGGAAUUUGCCUCGGGAUCACACGACUUUGGUGCUGGACGGAGUUCGGUAGUUUGUUACCCGUCUCGCGAGGGAGUAGAUUGUGAGUGGAUGAGGGAGACGGUUGGGCAUGCAGCAACAAAUGGCUUCGUAUGCGGGCACCACAAUUACCACUGAGCUCAUACAAAAGUACCUGGAUGAGAAUAAGCAGCUCAUCCUUGCUAUUCUCGACAAUCAAAAUCUGGGCAAGCUCAACGAGUGUGCAACGUACCAAGCAAGGUUACAGCAGAAUCUGAUGUACCUGGCCGCUAUCGCUGAUGCACAACCUCAGGGUCCUCAGCCAUCGUCGCAGGCUGUCGCGACGAACGCAAUGCCAGCAGCUCAGCAACAAUAUAUGCAGCAACAGCAGAUGACCCAUCAGUCCAUUCUAGGACAGCGGAGUGGAUCUGCUCAGUACAUGAGCCAGGGCCAAAGUGCAGCUCACCAGUCGGGUCAGCAACAGCAGCAGCAGCAGUCGCUCCAUAGUCAGCAAGGCAUGAUGUCAGGGGGCAACACGGGUCUGCACAUCAUGUCAGGUGAAUCAGGAAUGGGUGGGAAUGGACCUCCCUCUGGUAGUUCUGGGUUUGGUGAGUAUGGUCAUGGGAAGGGUGGGGGAUCAAGGGAAGGAAGCAUGCAACAAGGGGUGGGAAUGAGGGGUGCAGGAGGAGGAUCAGACAUGCAAGGCUUAGGAGGUCAUCAAGGUGGCAGGGAAGGAGGGAAUUCUGGGUCUGGGCAUGGGCACGGUGGCGAUGAUUCUGAGGCGUCCUACUUGAAAGGAUCCGAUGAGGACGGAAGUUAAUUAUGACCUCGCGGGACGUUGAGGGUAGCGGCAAAGUCUUGAGAUCCUUAACCAAAGUUGACUCAGCACCUUCGCAUAUUCUAUCUGACUUUGAAGGAUCUGAAGGAUCAGUGUGAUCACUUUUUCCACUGUCAACAGAGGCAAGGGCUGUAAAAUUGGGGAUGUCAAGGCGAAUUUUCUUUCUAGUGUCGGAUGUUAAGUACAUGCUCCAUUUUCCUGAUAAAUUAUUGCUCUGGAAUCUGAUGUCAGGCAGGCAACCCGUAAGUAUGCCGGAGGAGGUGCUUUGAUUUGCAUCCUUGUGGCAUGCUGGCAUCUAUGAGAGUGGGGAUUCGAGAUUAUGUCUCAGGUAAAAUUCUGUCUGUGUCACAUCGCGUCGAGCUCUGUCACCUCGGGAUAAUGUAAGACAGUUGCCAGUUCCACUGGUCCUUAUCUGAGCUGGGUGCCCAUCAAGAAUAUCCACCGUAUGAUUUGUCGGAGUGUAAAACAGACUCAGAGUGCUAUUCAGCAGUUUGUGUAAAUGUUCGCCAAACAGUGGGUGUCAUCCUCUGGAGGCUGCUAUUUUGGGAUCCCAGGAUCAAGCAGCUGCUGGAUUGGAGCACCAGUGGGUCGUAAGUGUAGCUGCGAUUUUGUAUUAAGUGGUCGCUUGUCCAGAGUUCGAGAGGGUUGCCCGGUCCCUGCAAGGUAGGAAACAUCAUACACAACACCCUGCGAACACCAUAGAACUGUAUCUGCAACCAUUCUCGAUGUUGGACACGAGACUCUUUUUAU